AUGGUCUUGACGGGGAAAAGAGCUGUGCAUGGCAAAGAAGCGCCAGGAGGGGGGCCAGGACUGUGCUUCGCCUGUGGACGUCCCGGCAGCCGCGACGGGUGCUCGAGCAGGUGGAAGCACGUUGGACAGGGAACAUAUUGGGCGGAGCUGGGCGAGUGGUCUGCCAUAGUAGGGGAAGAGUGGCCUCAUGAGCGCGACACGUGCAGACCCUCUCAAAGUGGGAGAGUGCAUCUGUACACGGCCCGACUGCGUUGGCGGGAUGUACAAAAAGUUCAAGAGGCGCCGAGAGAAGGAGGAAAACGGGUCUAG
Ectocarpus siliculosus is the source of this 309-nucleotide messenger RNA. The record is from the annotation of a GenBank genome assembly. NCBI's taxonomy places the organism in Eukaryota, Phaeophyceae, Ectocarpales, Ectocarpaceae.